GGUUAUUUUACAUCGUGGUUGAUUUGUUUUCUCUCAUUUUUUAUCGAUUUUCUUCUCCGUAGGACCUACCGAUCUGCGACCAUCUCUGUCUCCUUCUCACUUCCUUUGGGCUCCACUGCUUUCUCUAUCAUUUGGCAGUGUAAUAAAGCCAGCCAGCCAGCAUAAGCGAACGCUUUCUCUUCGUCCCAUAACUACUGGUUUCUUCACUCGCUUUCACGGUCUGCUUGUACCGAGCAGCUUCAGCAAGCUAAGGAGGACCACACGCCUUUGAAUCCUUAAUCCAGGGGACUUUUCGGUUGAUUGUAUGGCUUCGAAUGGUGCUUAUCGGAAUAGCGGCUCUCACAGAGGUUCUUUCAAGGUGGAUCGGCCGCCUCAUGCUGCUUCUAACCUCAGGACUUCGUCGUUUAAGGCUAGGCCCUCUAUUCGUCGGUCUACUUCUGCGUCUUUUGGUUCAAAUGCGAAUAAGGAUGCUGAUGGAGUGCCAGGAAGAGUUCGAGUGGCUGUGAGAUUGCGACCCCGAAAUGCAGAAGAGCGGUUGGCAGAUGCAGAUUUUGCUGAUUGUGUGGAACUGCAGCCAGAGCUUAAAAGAUUGAAACUUAGAAAAAACAAUUGGGAUUCUGAUACAUAUGAGUUUGAUGAGGUGCUUACUGAAUCUGCAUCACAGAAGCGUGUGUAUGAAGUGGUUGCAAAACCAGUGGUGGAGAGUGUUCUAGAUGGUUAUAAUGGGACCGUGAUGGCUUAUGGCCAAACUGGUACGGGGAAGACAUUUACGCUUGGACGAUUAGGGGAUGAAGAUACAUCUGAUCGUGGCAUUAUGGUCCGUGCAAUGGAGGAUAUUUUAGCUGAUGUAUCACCUGAAACAGAUUCAAUUUCAGUGUCUUACCUACAGCUCUAUAUGGAGACUCUACAAGACUUGCUUGAUCCAGCAAAUGACAAUAUUCCGUUUGUGGAAGAUCCAAAAACUGGUGAUGUUUCCGUACCUGGGGCAACUGUAGUGGAAAUCAGGAACCAAAGCAGUUUUCUAGAGUUACUACGUGUGGGGGAGGCCCAUCGGGUUGCUGCCAAUACAAAGUUGAAUACAGAGUCUUCUCGUAGCCAUGCAAUUCUGAUGGUACAUGUUAAAAGAUCUGUUGUAAGGGAAGAGGUUCUGUCAAAUGAAGAGGGUGAACCUUCAGAGUUAGGUAGACCAUUCAGGCCACUUAUUCGAAAGAGCAAGCUGGUCGUAGUGGAUUUGGCAGGAUCGGAGCGUAUUCACAAGUCAGGGAGUGAGGGGCAUCUGUUGGAGGAAGCUAAGUAUAUUAAUCUAUCACUUAGUGCUCUAGGAAAAUGCAUAAAUGCUUUGGCAGAAAAUAGUGCUCAUGUUCCAAUACGAGAUUCCAAACUUACGAGAUUGCUCAGAGAUUCAUUUGGAGGUUCAGCAAGAACUUCUUUGAUUGUGACAAUUGGUCCAUCUCCACGCCAUCGAGGAGAGACUUCCAGUACCAUUCUGUUCGGCCAAAGGGCUAUGAAGGUGGAGAAUAUGUUGAAAAUAAAAGAAGAAUUUGAUUAUAAAAGUUUGUCCAGGAAGCUUGAAGUACAGCUGGACAAACUGAUUGCUGAAAAUGAAAGACAACAGAAAGCUUUUGAAGAUGAAUUGGAAAAGAUACAUCUAGAAGCACAAAACCGCAUAUCUGAGGCUGAGAGAAAUUUUGCUGAUGCGUUGGAGAAGGAAAGUAAAAAAUGCCAGCUGGAUUAUAUGGAAACUGUCAAGAAAUUGGAAGAGAAGUUGGUCUUGAACCAGCCAAAGAUUGAUCAUGAUGAUUCUGUCCGUGACAAACGGAGUGGACAGGGGGGCUGUUUUUCUGCUGCUGAAGAAGUUGAAGUCAAAAAGUUGCUGGAAAAUGAAGCAAAUCUGAGAAAGGCAGCUGAAGAGGAGGUCAGCAGGCUUAGACAUCAGCUAGAGCUAUACAGGCAGCCAAAUGUAGGUGAUGAACCUGAUACUGUAAAACUCACUAAAUUAAUGGAGGAGGAGGCUCUUCAGAAAAAGAAAAUUGAAGAAGAAGUAAUAAUAUUACGAAGCCAAUUGUUGCAACUGACCCUCGAAGCUGAGCAGAUGAGAAGGUGUCUUGAUAGGGGUGGAGCUGAAAACGGAUUUUCUGCUUAUGAUGCUUCUAUGUCUCCAUUUAGACAUUCUCAACUCAAAGAAACAAAGAGCGGACACAAGCCAUCAGUUGCCACUCUCUUUGAACAAGUUGGUUUGCAAAAAAUCUUGUCCUUGCUGGACUCGGAAGAUGCCAAUGUACGAAUUCAUGCUGUUAAAGUAUUAGCCAAUCUUGCUGCUGAAGAGUCAAAUCAAAAAAGGAUCGUUGAGUCUGGUGGUCUUAUUUCAUUACUGAUGCUUCUUAGAAGCUAUGAGGAUGAAACGGUUAGAAGAGUAGCAGCCGGUGCAAUUGCCAACCUUGCUAUGAAUGAAGCCAAUCAAGAACGAAUAAUGGCUGAAGGGGGAAUCAGUCUACUGUCAUUGACUGCCAAUGCUGCUGAGGACCCACAGACUCUGCGCAUGGUUGCUGGAGCCAUUGCUAAUUUAUGUGGCAAUGAAAAACUGCAGAUGAAACUGAGAUCUGAAGGUGGUUUAAAAGCCUUGCUGGGAAUGGUGCGAUGUGGACAUCCAGAUGUUCUUUCUCAGGUUGCUCGUGGGGUAGCAAACUUUGCGAAAUGCGAAUCUCGAGCAGCUAGUCACGGGACGAACAGCGGCAGAUCUCUUUUGAUAGAAGAUGGAGGUCUCCCUUGGAUCAUACAAAAUGCAAACAAUGAAGUGGCACCAAUCCGUCGCCAUAUCGAGCUUGCGUUAUGCCAUUUAGCACAACAUGAAGUAAAUGCAAAGGAGAUGAUUAGUGGAGGUGCACUUUGGGAGUUAAUUCGCAUAUCGCGCGACUGUUCCAGAGAGGAUAUACGGAAUCUUGCUCGUCGAACACUGACUUCCAGUCCCGUCUUUCGAUCUGAAAUGAGAAGGCUGAGAAUUGAAUGCUAAUUACUCUGCCAAUUACACAUUAUUGGGAUUUCUUUCUAAUUCAUCCCAGCCUUGGAUCGAAGAACUUCCUAUGAUCAUCACGGUUGCAUCUCAAUCUCUCUCUCUCUCAAGUCUUCCUGCUGAACGAAACCACAGGUAAGUUGAACUCAAUUCUUAAAAACUCUUGUUGUAUCUAUGAGAUGGGCUGGGGAUGCUUAAUCCGGGGGGCAGCUUCCAUAUUGAUUAAAGCAUUAAAAAGGCCUUUGAUUGGUAUGGAUGGGGAAAUGAUUGGAAUAGAAGAGGAGAGAGAGAGAGAGAGAGAGAAAGGGGAAAAGUUGUAGAGUGAGAGUCCCAAACUCCCUUAAAUUGGGACCCACUUAGUAUUUUGGGAAUAUGGAUUGAAUAUUGUAUAAAUUGAUCUGCUGCAAUGCAAACUGUUUAAAUUUCAUUCUUUUUUGUCCCCUUCAGACUGGGAAAUUCCUUGAAAAAAUUUUCCACCCCUAGAUACUGUGGGUGCCUGGGGAAUCAAUUAUUGCCUAAACAUUUAUUUAUUUAUUUAUUAUUGUUGUUAUUAUUA
This is a messenger RNA of Cucurbita maxima (winter squash), 3566 nucleotides long. RefSeq names its product kinesin-like protein KIN-UB. The record is from RefSeq and is a predicted model, not a curated record. Lineage: Eukaryota; Viridiplantae; Streptophyta; Magnoliopsida; Cucurbitales; Cucurbitaceae. Gene Ontology annotation, biological process: microtubule-based movement. The coding region runs from base 305 to 3010 and encodes 901 amino acids. The transcript is spliced from 19 exons. Gene Ontology annotation, molecular function: ATP binding; microtubule motor activity; microtubule binding.